Messenger RNA from Cygnus atratus (black swan), 5185 nucleotides. RefSeq names its product oligophrenin 1 (gene OPHN1). NCBI's taxonomy places the organism in Eukaryota, Metazoa, Chordata, Aves, Anseriformes, Anatidae. Gene Ontology annotation, molecular function: GTPase activator activity; protein binding. The coding region runs from base 139 to 2571 and encodes 810 amino acids. Gene Ontology annotation, biological process: signal transduction. Gene Ontology annotation, cellular component: cytoplasm. The record is from RefSeq and is a predicted model, not a curated record. The transcript has 25 exons.
CGGCCCGGCGGGGCGCGGCGCUCCCUCGGCGGGCGGGGCAGGGCCGGGGCAGGGCCGGGGCAGGGCCGCAGCCCUCCCGUCCCCUCCCGGCGUCCCUGCGCCUCGCCGGCCGGCGCCCGGGAGCGGCGCGGGGCAGCCAUGGGGCACCCGCCGCUGGAGUUCAGCGACUGCUACCUGGACAGCCCCGACUUCCGAGAGCGCCUCAAGUGCUACGAGCAGGAGCUGGAGCGCACCAACAAGUUCAUCAAGGACGUGAUCAAGGACGGCAACGCGCUCAUCACCGCCAUCAGGAGUUACUCAUCGGCAGUGCAGAAAUUCUCCCAGACUUUGCAGUCCUUUCAGUUUGACUUUAUUGGAGACACCCUAACAGAUGACGAGAUUAAUAUUGCCGAGUCCUUCAAGGAGUUCGCAGAGUUGCUCCAGGAGGUAGAGCUUGAGAGAUCGAUGAUGGUACAAAAUGCUAGUGAUUUGCUGAUAAAACCCUUGGAAAAUUUUCGGAAGGAGCAAAUAGGGUUCACCAAGGAAAGGAAGAAGAAGUUUGAGAAGGAUGGUGAGAAGUUUUAUUCCAUGCUGGAUCGCCAUUUGCAUUUGUCUUCUAAGAAGAAGGAGUCCCAGUUACAGGAGGCUGACCUUCAGGUUGACAAAGAGAGGCACAAUUUCUUUGAGUCAUCCCUUGAGUAUGUGUACCAGAUCCAGGAAGUACAAGAAAGCAAGAAAUUCAGUAUUGUUGAACCGGUGCUGGCUUUUCUCCACAGCCUCUUCACUUACAACAACCUGACAGUUGAGCUCACACAGGAUUUCCUCCCUUACAAACAGCAGCUUCAGCUCAGCCUGCAGAAUACAAGGAAUCACUUUUCCAGCACACGGGAGGAGCUGGAAGACCUCAAGAAAAGGAUGAAGGAAGCCCCCCUAACGUGCAAGCUACCAGGGCAGCCGACCAUCGAGGGCUAUCUGUACACUCAGGAGAAAUGGGCGCUGGGCAUCUCCUGGGUGAAGUAUUACUGCCAAUACGAAAAGGAGGCAAAAACCUUAAGGAUGACCCCCAUGGACCAGAAGCCUGGAGCUAAGCAGAGCACCUUGGAUCUGACGCUGAAGUCCUGUGUAAGGAGAAAGACUGACUCCAUAGACAAAAGGUUUUGUUUUGACAUUGAAACUAAUGAGAGGUCUGGGACCAUCACGCUGCAAGCGCUCUCAGAAGCUAAUCGAAGGCUGUGGAUGGAAGCCAUGGACGGAAAAGAACCAAUCUACCACAGUCCCAUCACGAAGCAGGAAGAAAUGGAGUUGAACGAGGUCGGCUUCAAGUUUGUGCGGAAGUGCAUCAACGCAGUAGAAACGAAAGAGAACAUGGGUCAAAAGAGCAGAAAUAACACGUUAUUUGGAAUAUUGUCAUACCAAGUUCCAGGGAUCUCUACAGAGGGCGUCUACCGAACGGUUGGCAGCAAUAUUCAGGUGCAGAAGUUGCUGAAUGCCUUUUUUGAUCCAAAAUGUCCAGGGGAUGUAGAUCUCCAAAGCAGCGACUGGGACAUCAAGACGAUUACCAGCUCGCUGAAGUUUUAUCUCAGGAACCUGUCUGAACCUGUCAUGACGUACAAGCUCCACAAAGAGUUGGUCCUGGCUGCCAAAUCUGAGAACCUGGACUACAGGCUGGGAGCCAUUCACGCUCUGGUCUAUAAACUACCUGACAAGAACAGAGAGAUGUUAGAGCUCCUCAUACGACACCUAGUCAAUGUAUGUGAGCACAGCCGGGAGAAUCUGAUGUCACCAUCUAACAUGGGGGUGAUAUUUGGACCUACCCUCAUGCGAGCACAGGAGGACACCGUGGCAGCAAUGAUGAACAUCAAGUUCCAGAACAUAGUAGUUGAGAUCCUCAUCGAGCACUUCGGGAAGAUCUACUCGGGCCCCCCAGAAGACAGCACUGCCCCACCAGUGCCUCCUCCCAGGGUGGCUGCCCGGAGGCACAAGCCCAUCACCAUUUCCAAGCGUCCUCUGAGGGAAAGACCUGUCUUUUUUGGGGCUUCUGUGGAAGAAAGUGGAGCGGACCGCUACGGCCAGACCCCCAACGGCAGCAUCAGCACGGAGGCCCCCAAGCCGCUGCUCCGCAGCCGCCUGCCCGCGCCCCGGCCGGGGGGGGACGAGCCAGCGCGGCCCCCCGCCGAGAUGGACCUGGGGAAACCGGUGGCCAGGCUGCAGGACGGAGGAGCCAAGCUGGCCGGCAAGGCUGCCAAUGGCGUGGUGGCCAGCCCUGCCCUGAGGACCCCCACGCUCCACGCCAGGAGACCCGCGCCCCGGCCGGGCGUCUGCGGCAGAGAGGGCGAGUUUGACGGUGUCCCGAAGCCUCGGUCCCACGGCGAUAAGCCCGUGAUAAUGCGCCCCCCGGUGAGACCCCCAGACCCACCGUGCAGGACUCCCGUCCCUCAGAAGCUGGAGCAGAGGCCGGACCUGAUAGCAGGAACAGCAGAGGAAAUGCCUUCCUCCGUUGUGGCCUCCAGGACAAAGUUCUUUGAGACAGCUUCCCGAAGAACGAGCAAUUCUUCAUCACCACAAGGCAGGAUCCCAGGUGAUGAGAGCUGAGACUAAAGACUUUGUAACCAUCUCAGCCCAGCUAGACCCAGAAGAUUUUCUGUGAUUGUGAAAUGGACGUGGCACAGCUGAGACUUUUCCAGUUCAGAUGACCUGGAGAGCAGCUAUCUUACCGGACGAUAAUUUCAGAGCGCGCUGUUAUAAGUGGCUCAAGAAAUUAGAAGAGAGGGAGAUAAAAAUGGAGAGAAGACCCUACCUACACGAUUGUUCUGAACUGUUCCCAGUCCUUCUGCCAUUCCUCUCCACACAGGCUGUGAAGGAUCUCGUUGGGUGCCUCUGCAGGGGACCAGACACAUUUGCAGUGCUGGGUGAGCAGCGACAAGGGCAGCACUGGGCAGGGGCCAUCCGACGGGCUGCGGAAGGGACAGCGGAGGACAGGAGCCGUGUUUACCUGCUUGCUUUUGGGAAAUGUGACUUGGCAAGGGUGGUGACCUCGGACAGAUGUCGCAGUCAAAGCGUGAGGGGCUGAUUCCCAGUGCUUGGAUGCAAGGGAAGAAUGACUGGAAGCUGUGUUGCCCCCUUGCCGUGAGAAGCUCCUUCCCAUAUGCUACGUUUUCCUCGCUCACUAAGCUGUAGUGUGUUUUUCUGUGUGUAGGAGGGCAGUGUAUAUUACUGGAAACACCGCUUGUGCUAAGGCAGGCAGGACAGGGACCGGGGGCCAUUGUGCUCGGCUCUGUGGGAAGCCUGGUCCCGCGGCUGGCCGUCAGCAUGCCCCUGGCAGGCAGGGCAGGGCAGUGCAGCCAGCGUGGGGCUUUCGCGGGCAGCCUCCCACGAGCGUGGCUGGGAGCCGCAGGAGACGCACGGCCCUGCUCCUCCAGUCCCAUCUCCCCCCAGAGCUGCUUCCCACGGACCUGCCGAGGAGCCUCUGCCCUGUGGUUAUCCUGCUGGGCCAGCCCGGAGGUGGUGAGGGACUGAAACUCACGGAAUAUGGGUCAAAGCCCAGCAUUUUUCUAAGAGGGACCCAGUUUCUUAUUUGCUUGUUACAUUAAUUUUCACUCCAAGAGAUUUCCGUUCUCUUUUCCUCAGCAGCAGUAUUGUAGAUGAUGCCCUUUGGUCCGGAGGGGGAUGUGUUUCUCCAGGCCGGGCCCGCUCCUAGUACCUGUGUAGAGGCUUCUUUGUGGUUCCAGUCAACAGCAGGGCUCGGUUCCGGAGCCAUAGUGUUUACCUGUAGAUAGGCAAUGAGCACUUCCCUGCUUUCUGUGACCAGCCCAAAGGCAGCUUCCCUGUUUUCAGUGAUUUUUCUUGGGUGCUGGGAGCAUUCCCAAAACAGUGGCCAAACAUUCCCCGUCAGCUGCUUCCCAGGUGCUCCAUCCUCUUGAACCUUGUGCGGGUUUGCCGGGGGGAUGCUGCAGCAGUCCUUUCUGUGCUGUCUCCUGGUGCUUGCCUUCUGUGUGCACCUAGCACCUGGCUGCUUUAUUCCUGAAUGUAAUUCUGGCGCUCACUGGACACUCCAGUCCCGUCUCAAUGGUGCUUCCGCUCCCUCGGGCUUCGGCUGUGCCCCAGCUGCUCGCUCCUGUACUCGUACUCUGAACAGUGGCAUGUAAAAGUGGCUUUAAAAAAAAAAGUACUAUCACCACCUAGGCUGUAUUACGUACACCAGCAUCUCAGGGCUUCUCUAAGCUGAGGUGAGUCGAGUCCUCUCUGCUGCACCCUCUCAUGAGCAGGCAGGAGGUGCGAGCAGUAUCAAAGCAGAGCACAUUGCGUUGUCAUGGUCAGGUAACUGAGAGAACGACUGAGAUGUAGCUGCAAACUGGUGAGUUUAAAGGUGGGAGAGAGGGGGUGCUCUGACUGAGCCCAGGGUUGCUGCAGUAGCUGGGGAGCCAUUCCCACCAGAACCCAGCCCAGCUGCGGCCGGAGGAGCCGCCUGCCCGCCCCGAGUCUCCUGCUGCAGGAGCACUCUUCGGGGACGGGACCUCAUCACCCAGCGUUGUCACACCGGUGGCUCCUCCACAGAAGGCCCCCAUUUCCAAAAACACCUUCUGAUGUGAGAGGUGUGCUUCGAGGACCCUUUGCAGCGGUACGUUUUCAGGAGAGCGAGGCACCGGGACUUCCACCAAAAGGAGCAGGGAGGGCUGAUGCAUGGCACCCUCCGUACGGCACCUAAAUCUUAACAGCACCCAAGCUGCUGGGCGUUUGCAGUGGUGACCGCUCAACGUCCCGCCCCUGCCCCGCGGUGCUGCUUGCUGCUCCUGAACACAGCCAGCCUCAUGUUUGCUCCCUGGCGCGGAUGCCUGUGGGCUUACGUUUGAGUCAGAAGAAACAAAGCCGAGAGGGUCUGGUUGUGAAGCCUGACAUUGUAAACAAUGGAAGGAAGCAGCUUAUUAAAAACUUGCUUCAUGGUGUCCUUUUAAAUUUGUUUGUCGCAUGUGCCUGUGCCGGCCUUUUUCUCCUCCGUUAGCACAGCUGAGCGCCGGGGACACGCUGCUGUGCCGCCAGGUGGGCGAGGGGCACAGCCCCGGUGCAGCCAGGAGCACAGGGAUGCACUGCGAGGAGCGGCAGGCCCCGGGACGUCAGCCAUCAGAGCCAUUUUGUCAUGUAAAAGCAUAGAUUACUUAGAGUGUUCAUAAAGUUUCCAUGAAGUUAAAAUAAAAAAAGUCCAAGCGUG